UUCCUGUGCCCUCACAGGCUGGUGGUCGCUGUGGAGGAAGCCUUCGUUCACAUCCGCCGUCUCCAGGCAGAAGAGCAGCAGAAGGUCCCUGGAGAAGUGAUGGACCCCAGAGAGGCAGCCCAAGCCAUCUUCCCUUCCAUGGCCAGGGCUCUGCAGAAGUACCUGCGAACCACCCGGCAGCAGCAUUAUCACACCAUGGAGAGUAUCCUGCAGCAUCUGUCCUUCUGCAUCACCAACAACAUGACCCCCAAGGCUUUCCUAGAACGUUACCUCAAUGCCGGUCCCACCCUGCAGUAUGAAAAGGAUCGAUGGUUCUCCAAGCAGUGGACACUCGUUAGUGAAGAAGCUGUUACAAAUGGACUAAGGGAUGGAGCUGUUUUUGUUCUUAAGUGCUUGGACUUCAGCCUUGUAAUUAAUGUGAAGAAAAUCCCCUUCAUCGUGCUUUCUGAAGAGUUCGUAGACCCCAAAUCUCAUAAAUUUGUCCUUCGCUUACAAUCUGAGACAUCAGUUUAAAGGUUUUAUAUUUG
Gracilinanus agilis (Agile Gracile Mouse Opossum) is the source of this 527-nucleotide messenger RNA. RefSeq names its product VANGL planar cell polarity protein 1 (gene VANGL1). The annotation marks the transcript as partial. The transcript is spliced from 2 exons. Lineage: Eukaryota; Metazoa; Chordata; Mammalia; Didelphimorphia; Didelphidae. Gene Ontology annotation, biological process: multicellular organism development. The record is from RefSeq and is a predicted model, not a curated record. Gene Ontology annotation, cellular component: plasma membrane.